Molecule: messenger RNA, 2324 nt
Organism: Chelmon rostratus (copperband butterflyfish)
Lineage: Eukaryota; Metazoa; Chordata; Actinopteri; Chaetodontiformes; Chaetodontidae
Product: TPA-induced transmembrane protein homolog
Exons: 7
Coding region: 344-1108 (254 amino acids)
Source: RefSeq, a predicted model, not a curated record
UCUUUACUUGAAAACGCCUUCGACGUCAGCCGUACCGAUACUUGAAGGAAACUCUCACCUGGCAUGCUGGAAGAGGACGAGCACUGACGAAAGGGAGUAAUGUCCGCUUCUGGAGAAAAAGAAAAAAACUUUCCCACGAUGACAAAGUCAUGACACAGUGUGAACUCGCUGAGUGACCUGUUUAAGGAACCGCUGCCUUUCAGAACCACAGCUGGGACGUUUGAGGCCCCGCGGGAGAGUAGUUUCAUUAUUGGAAAUUAUAACAAAUACGCACUUCCGGGUUCAGGCUUCACACAAGCCAAAAAAGAAAUUACUCGUUUGCCUCUGGGAGUUGGAAAUCGGCAUGGCCACGGAGCUGGAGACGUUCAAGACGAAUGGGAACCACGGAGCAUAUUUGUCUAAAGAACAGGAAGUAGAAGGGAAUGGCGAUGGUGUGGCCCACAGGACCCCUCCUGCAACAGAGGGAGAUGUUUUGCUUUCUGUAGAGCAGACUACCGAAUGUAAUGGAGAGACGAGGCCCAUGAGCCAUGCAGCAGAAACUCAGAGGAAACAGAUUAGCGCUGCGUGCAGGAUAAAGAGAGAGCUGAAUAAGGUCGUCUUCUGGAAAGUCAGACUAUGGAUGGUCAUCAGCAUCAUCAUCUUUGUCCUUAUCCCUGCUGUGAUUUUAAUUUCCCUGUUCAUUUGCUCAGCAGUCCACGAGGACGUGGAUGACAACUUUGACCCUUCGUUGUUUAAAGUUCCUCUACAUUUCAAUGGAAGCUUCCAACUGCCCAAUCUGGUCUUCACAGAGGAUCAUCUCGCCCUUUCCUCCAAUGAAAGCCAAGCACUCGCUCCUAACUUAGAAGAAAAGCUUGCUGACCUCUACAGAUCCUCCCCUGCACUGGGACGAUACUUCUCCAAAGCUGAGAUAUAUGCUUUCAGAAACGGCUCAGUCAUCGCUGACUACCAGCUGACGUUUCUCAUGCCUGAAGAACAGCAGGAUCUGCUGAAAAACUUUACUCUGAGCAGGGAAAUGGUGUAUAAUGUGUUCAGGCAGUUUCUGUAUGACCAGGAGCUGGAUAAGUCGGAGAAGAUGUACAUUGAUCCAGUUUCCCUAAAAUGUUUUUAAGGCAUUAAGGACAAGUGUUCACAAACAGACUUGAAAAUUAGUGUAUCUUGGUUUGAGACAAUGAGCAAACCACAAGCCUACAGUAAGGUGCAUGUUUGUAUGAUUUGUCAGACUUCUGUGUGAUUCUCCCGUGAGUCUGUAGAAAUUUUGCAUAUCAUGCAUCUUUACCACAGGAAACGACAUGAUCACAGUCACACAAACCCAUCAUGACUAUAGGUCAUAUGGAGGAUCUUGGCUUUUACUGUUCCCAAUAAGAAUGAGUCAACAGUGUGGGUCAGGUAAACUGACUUACUGUCAAACUGAGUGGUUUAUCUCACAAUAGCAUGCCAACAAAAAGCAAGACUUUGCUGAUUUCAUGACAAUUUUUCAUAUUUGAGAUUGUGUAUUAUUGUGCCUUGUUUAACUGCAAGUUUAUUACGUGUAUGAGUAUUGGUAUAAAUGUCAAUGCUGUAAUUAUUUAUAUUCAUUCCUUGCCUAUCACUGUGAUACAUGCAUGACUGUUUGUACAAAACCUGUGGCUGAAUAAGUGUUUUUGAUGGAAAUACAAGUGUUUAUAUUUGCAUGUCUGUGCCAUUAUUGUUCGUCUCUUAAUACAUGUAAUUUGCAAGCCAAAACUGCAGAGCACUCUUAAAACACACACACUGCAGGAAAAUCAGCUUUGCUUUGUUUGACACAUACUCCUUGAGUCCGUUUUCCUCCUCAUUUAAUCUUUCUGAUCAUCUUUGUGAUUGGCCAGUAGGGGGAGUGCAUGUCCCACAUGCAAGUGAACAGGAGGUGUUUCCUUUGUUUGUUUGAUAUUUUCUUCUUGAGUUGUGGCAGUAGUGGGUUGUUGCAUUUAAUAGCACUGGUGGUGCAUAACAUGUUUUAACUAGAACUGUCAGCAUGUCAGAUUGCAGUUUGUUUCCUGAUAGUGAUCAUGUCAACCAGUCUGUCCUCUAAUAAGAUUACAGCUGUGCAUAAUGAUUAUGUCAUAUUAUCUGGUCACAGUCAUUCUUCCACUUCAGUUGGUUGCACUGGGUACAAGACUUAAUGAGAAUAGCUGAUACUUCAGACAACUAAGACACUAAUUGCCAUGUAGAGUUUUUUUUAAUGAGUUCAUUUUUUGUGAUAAGAUCAUAUCUGAUUAAGGUUGAUGGUGAUGGUUUGAUCAAGAUAAUCAUGUAAGAUAAAAUGUGUAUGGCCUAUAUUUUUUCAAAUAAAGGAAGAUUUUUACAGA